AUGCAUUUCCCGGCCAGCCUCGCCUGUCUUGCCCUUUUGCACCAAGCGGUCGGGGUUCCUGUUCCCGUAUUGGCACCAACUGGGGGCAUUCCGCCUGCGGCCCCUCCAGCCGCAAACAUGAACGGCCCGAGUGUGAUUUCUGAUGUUCCUCCUCCCAUUCCGGUUCAGGGUCAAAUAAAGUCUUCCAACGGCUUGCCCACAGCCCCGAAUCCCAAUGCUGUGGCGACAACCGGGAAGUCCAAUGCUUUAGCGACAGCUCCGAAGCCCAAUAUCGGGCCAACGGCCCCGAAUCCCAAUGUGAUGGGCGUGAACCCCGGGCUAACUCCGGGAAUGGGCGACGAUGAGUACGGUGAUGAUGAGUACGGCGACGACGACCUCGACCCGGGAUAUGAUGAUCCGAUGAACCCAUCGAAUGGGCUGCCGACUGGUGGUAGUUCAGGGCCCAAACUUCCCGACUAUGGCAACACUCAACUUGCAGGACCAACAGGAACAAAGCCACCCGAUCUACAGGGCCAACAGGGCUGGGGCCGAAAGGAUCAACAGCAGCAACAGCAGCAACAGGAUCAACAGCGCCAACAGCACCAACAGCACCAACAGGAACAAAGCCACUGGUUGGGUUGGCAGAUCCGUUGGAAUACCCUCAAGUUCCAAAAGGACAGGUGCGGGGUCCCUGGGAGCACUGAUAUAAAUCGUUCGUGGUUACAAGAAGACUUGGCCCCUUGGAUUAGUUACAUGGAGCAGGGUAGAGGUGAUUUCACGAUAUGA
Pyricularia oryzae 70-15 is the source of this 765-nucleotide messenger RNA. RefSeq lists its product as uncharacterized. The transcript has 3 exons. The record is from RefSeq and is a predicted model, not a curated record. Bases 1 to 765 code for a protein of 254 amino acids. Lineage: Eukaryota; Fungi; Ascomycota; Sordariomycetes; Magnaporthales; Pyriculariaceae.